UCCUACAGUUACAGGACAGCCAGUCAGUAGAGCACAGACACCGACCAAAGUACAUAAAGUGCACAAGCACUCCCUAGAAACAAUCUAGGAUUAGGUAAAAUCCCAGACAAGUUCACGUACUGCUCUGCCUGGUUACAGAAUGUGUCAUGUUUCCCUGUAUUUAAUUUCCUUAUUGAUAUUGUUUCAGUGGUGUGAACUUACAUGCGUUUGACAGAAGCUGAAAAACAAGCGGUGCAAAACUUUGGGAUUUGCAUUGAUUUAACAUAUUUAACCUGGAGAUAAAAGCCCUUGAGAGGAAUCGUCGUGUUUACAAGAGUGUCCUGGGAUGCUUUGAGGAGUCACACACAGGACUGUAACAUCACAGUGAUCCACACCGAGAGAGUAGACUCCUGUACAGUAAAUGGAAUUACUCGAAUUGGUUUACUGGACGUCAGAUACAGAAGUGUUCGUUUUGAGAGGUUUACUUGGACCCCCUGGCACGAUCAAGCUCACUCUGUGUGAUGACUAGAAACUGCACAAACAGCACAAAUUCAGCCUCUGGCUGUGAUAUUUCUACACAAAACGAACAAAACAAUGUUUGUGAGAGCUCCACGAAACAGAGCCCUUGUUCCGCGGGACAACUUUUUAAGAGGACUGGUCAAAGUACAUUGUAUAUUACUAUUGGUAUUUGUUCCAAAAAUAAAUGCUUGUGACGAAGCAGAAUAUAAUAUAAAUGGACAGUGCUGCCCAAUGUGCCAAGCAGGAAUGCGGGUUUAUCGUCAUUGUACUGCGGACUCCAGCACAUCAUGCAUCCCCUGUAUGGAUUCCACCUAUACUGAGCAACCAAAUGGUUUAGACCGUUGUCGGGAUUGUAAACUAUGUGACUCGGAAUUGGGGUUGACAGUAGCCCGGUAUUGCACAGUUUCCUCAGAUACUAUCUGCACAUGUAUUGAUGGCUUUCACUGUUUGGAUUCAUCAUCCUCUGGAUGCAAAACCUGCCAAAAACACAGAAGCUGUUCUCCAGGACAAUAUAUCAAAAAGAAAGGGUCCAGUAUUGCAGACACAGAAUGUGAGGACUGUCCUGAUAAGACAUAUUCAGAUGGCUCAUUAGAAACGUGUGCACCACAUACUGAUUGUCAAUCUGAGGGACUAGCAAAGCCAGGAACCCCUGCCUCGGACGCUGAGUGCAAACAGCCGUCUGCUGACACUGCAGUCAUAGCUGGGACCAUUGUUGGAGCAGUAAUAGGUGUAAUAGCACUAAUAGGAGCAUUGGCACUAAUACGAGCAUUGGUUUACAAACGCAUGAACAAAAAUAAAGGUGAUAACAUGAAAACAGGAAAAGGAAAGGGAACAUACACAUCUGUGAAUAUGACCAAUGGUACAGACAGUGGAGCUGUAAGUACUGAAAACACACCUGGACGAGGAACUUCAUCCCAGGAAUCAUCUUCUGAUAACGCUGUGGGCAGCACCAUUGCAAGGCAAACUAAUGAGCAGCUCACGAACCCGGAACUCACAAAUAACAUCUACUGCUCAGACACACAGCAACAACAGCAAUGUGGAUACACCGACGUAAGAAGAGAUUCGGGAACGUGCAGCCAGACAAGUUCAGGAGCAGUGGAAUGACCACUUGGAUCGCUUUCCCUGUUUUUGUUCUAAAGACAUGUUUCUAAUAGCAACUCAUCUGUGGAUGACCCCCUGCAGCAUUAACACAGUGACCAGCCUGGACUCUACAGGAUGUGGCAUCAUGGACCAGUCAUAUCUUCACAUACAGUCAGGAUGAGAUGAAGCUGUUGAGUUGUGUGUUGAAGUUGUAUCUAGAUGUCAUGGCAGAUGCAGUUGACUGGGAGUCACACAGCAGCAUCACUAGUGACUGAUAAAUAAGUGUAAGGGUAGCGUCACGGCCCAAGCUGUUACCAGCAGGAAGGAGACUCCGAGUCAAGAAGCUGCAGUUUGAAGUGUAAAGCACACAUUUAUUAAACAUAAAAACAGAAAAAUUUAAAAAAGAUUUAACCUCAUCCCUGCCAGUCUUACACUCAUUUACAUAAGCAGGGCUUUUGUCUUGCCACAUUCUGUAAGGACAUGUAUUAAUGGGUUUCAUAUGUUUCAAAAGCUGUUCUGUCUACAUCGAUCAUCCUGAACUAUUAAGCACUCAAGAGAAAAACUAAAAGAAAUUUAAUGACAUGUUUUGACUGGAAGUCUCCUAACACCAAAUGUUUGUCAUUGAAUUUUAAAAUGUGUACCUUAUGAUUCCAAUCAUUAAGAACUGGUUUCUUUAAAAAAAAAAAAAAAAAAAGUUUGUCACAUUAAUUAUUGUGUGUUGCCAAUUAUUAAUUAAAGGUGUUAUUUUGUUUAAUUUUA
Messenger RNA from Acipenser ruthenus (sterlet), 2337 nucleotides. Its product is annotated as tumor necrosis factor receptor superfamily member 14-like. Gene Ontology annotation, biological process: positive regulation of peptidyl-tyrosine phosphorylation; positive regulation of T cell migration; defense response to Gram-positive bacterium. Gene Ontology annotation, cellular component: membrane; external side of plasma membrane. Bases 574 to 1602 code for a protein of 342 amino acids. Lineage: Eukaryota; Metazoa; Chordata; Actinopteri; Acipenseriformes; Acipenseridae. The transcript is spliced from 12 exons. Gene Ontology annotation, molecular function: protein binding; transmembrane signaling receptor activity. The record is from RefSeq and is a predicted model, not a curated record.